AUGGGAAACGAUGGAGGAUCGGUAGUUAAGCGGAAAGACCUGGUUGUCAAGUCAGUAAGAGAGAAAGUAGACUUGGGGGAUCUAUGGUCGGUAUGCUCUUUAUCGGGGCGAGUGCUUGAAGACCCCGUGGUCAGUGACUGGCAGGGCAAGCUUUACAACAAAGAAGCCGUGCUUGAGCUGUUGAUCGGGGAGCGGUCUUCAGACACAUGCGACAUCAAAAGCAUCAAAGACGUUGCCGAGCUGAACCGCACCUUCGAUUCGACGUUGUGGGUUUGUCCAGUGUCCCGUCUCGAUAUCGUCAAGGAGGGCGAUGGCCGCCAUGUAGUCCAUAUAGUGACCUGUGGGCACUGCGGAGAAAGAGAAGCAGUGGUUGUUGGUGAAAAGUGUGUUGUCUGCGGCUCUGAUGCCUCUGAUCUAACAGUCGUGCCUUUGAACCCAAAGAGCCUCGACCGGGUGAAAUCUCGGCUGGAUCAUUUAAAGCAGAAAGGGCUCACCCACUCAUUAGCAAAAUCCCGUAAAAGACGGAGGACGUCGCAAACUAAAUCAAAACGGCUUAAAGACUAUGUACAAUAA
Wickerhamiella sorbophila is the source of this 573-nucleotide messenger RNA. RefSeq names its product Replication termination factor 2. Gene Ontology annotation, biological process: mitotic DNA replication termination; site-specific DNA replication termination at RTS1 barrier. Lineage: Eukaryota; Fungi; Ascomycota; Dipodascomycetes; Dipodascales; Trichomonascaceae. The record is from RefSeq and is a predicted model, not a curated record. The coding region runs from base 1 to 573 and encodes 190 amino acids. The transcript has a single exon. Gene Ontology annotation, cellular component: nucleus.